Molecule: messenger RNA, 2377 nt
Organism: Raphanus sativus (radish)
Lineage: Eukaryota; Viridiplantae; Streptophyta; Magnoliopsida; Brassicales; Brassicaceae
Product: calcium-dependent protein kinase 1-like
Exons: 7
Coding region: 404-2215 (603 amino acids)
Biological process (GO): protein autophosphorylation; intracellular signal transduction; peptidyl-serine phosphorylation
Cellular component (GO): cytoplasm; nucleus
Molecular function (GO): calmodulin binding; calcium ion binding; calcium/calmodulin-dependent protein kinase activity
Source: RefSeq, a predicted model, not a curated record
UGCUGCUAUUAAUCUACUAUUUUUUCUCCUCAUUUUCCUACCCGACCAAUCUUUAGUUUCAUUACCUCCCCCUGAUCUCUCUGUCUUCUUUUUGUUCUUGUCUGGGAGGGUUGUUUGGUUCAUUGCAUCCUUCUUCUCUGUUUUUGAUCUUACUUGCUAUUCAACAGACCCAAGCAGUGUUUUAUCAAGUUCAUCUGUCUAGAAAAUCUGAAAGCUUUUCUGAUUUGAUUCGUCAACUUCGAGGUGGUCUUACUUUGCAUUUAAAGGCUUUGACUUUCUUCAAUGACACCAUUAGGAAUGAGAUUUUUUUUUAGAUAUGUUUUGACAGUUUUGUGAUCAGAUCUUGAUUGCUAUUUUUAGGAUAAAGAGAUUAAGACUUAAGUGUUUAGUUAGUGGUUUUUUGAUGGGUAAUACAUGUGUUGGACCAAGCAGAAAUGGUUUCCUUCACUCUGUUUCCGCUGCUAUGUGGCGUCCUAGAGACGCAGCAGAUGAUUCCGUUUCCCAGAGCAAUGGAGACGCUGCAAGUGAAGCUGCUGUUUCAGGAGAGCUUCGUUCUCCAUCCUCAUCCUCAUCUGAUCAAGUCCACAACAAACCUCCUCAACACCUCACAAUGCCAAAGCCAGUCGAGAUAGAGAUUCAUCCCGAAACGCAAGAGGAGACAACUAAGCCAGAGGAGGAGACACCACAACAACCACAACAAGAAGCUGAUGAUCCUCCUCCAGCUAAUAAGCCUAAGAAGCCCAAACACAUGAAGAGAGUGACCAGCGCAGGCCUCAGGACCGAGUCAGUGCUCCAGAGGAAAACCGAAAACUUCAAGGAGUUCUAUUCCCUGGGGAGGAAACUCGGACAAGGGCAGUUCGGGACGACUUUUCUAUGCGUGGAGAAGUCCACAGGGAAGGAGUUCGCCUGCAAGUCCAUCUCCAAGAGGAAGCUCCUGACCGACGAGGACGUGGAAGACGUCAGAAGAGAGAUUCGGAUCAUGCACCACCUGUCCGGUCACCCGAACGUCAUAUCCAUCAGAGGAGCUUACGAGGACGUUGUGGCGGUGCACCUCAUGAUGGAGUGUUGCGCGGGAGGCGAGCUUUUCGAUAGGAUUAUCCAGCGAGGUCAUUACACCGAGAGGAAAGCUGCUGAGCUGACUAGAACUAUUGUUGGUGUUGUGGAGGCUUGUCACUCUCUUGGUGUGAUGCAUCGUGAUCUCAAGCCUGAGAACUUUUUGUUUGUUAGUAAACAUGAAGAUUCGCUGUUGAAGACGAUUGAUUUUGGACUCUCUAUGUUCUUUAAGCCAGAUGAUGUGUUUACAGAUGUUGUUGGUAGUCCAUACUAUGUAGCUCCAGAGGUUCUGGGAAAGCAGUAUGGUCCUGAAGCUGAUGUGUGGAGUGCUGGAGUGAUUGUCUACAUUUUGUUAAGUGGAGUUCCUCCUUUCUGGGCUGAGUCAGAACAAGGCAUUUUCGAACAGGUUCUCCACGGUGAUCUCGACUUUUCAUCUGAUCCCUGGCCGAGCAUAUCUGAAAGUGCAAAAGACUUGGUGAGGAAGAUGCUUGUUAGGGAUCCCAAGAGAAGACUAACUGCACACCAAGUACUAUGUCACCCGUGGGUACAAGUGGACGGUGUGGCUCCAGACAAACCUCUGGAUUCUGCUGUACUGAGCCGUAUGAAGCAGUUCUCUGCAAUGAACAAGUUCAAGAAAAUGGCUCUUAGAGUGAUUGCGGAGAGCUUGUCUGAAGAAGAAAUAGCAGGGUUGAAAGAGAUGUUUAACAUGAUAGAUGCGGACAAAAGCGGACAGAUAACAUUCGAAGAACUGAAAGCAGGACUAAAACGAGUAGGUGCUAAUCUCAAAGAGUCUGAGAUUCUCGACUUGAUGCAAGCCGCGGAUGUGGACAAGAGUGGAACGAUAGACUACAAAGAGUUCAUAGCGGCGACGUUGCAUCUAAACAAAAUAGAGAGAGAGGACCAUUUGUUUGCAGCGUUUACGUAUUUCGACAAAGAUGGGAGCGGUUAUAUAACACCGGACGAGCUUCAACAGGCGUGUGAGGAGUUUGGUGUAGAGGAUGUCCGGAUAGAAGAAAUGAUGCGUGAUGUUGAUCAAGACAAUGACGGGAGAAUAGACUAUAAGGAGUUUGUGGCGAUGAUGCAAAAGGGAAGCAUGACGGGAGGAGGAGGUCAAGUGAAGAUAGGACUAGAGAAGAGCUUUAGCAUUGCUCUUAAACUCUAAAUAGACACUCUCAAUCUCUCUCUCUUUUUUUUCUUUUUAAAGAAGUUACAAAACCAAAAGACAAAGACAAAGAGUUUCUUCUGAUAAUAGAUAUGAUUGAUUUUGUUGUGUUGAAGACAAAUGCACAUAGUAUUCUCUUUUGGAUGAGAUUUUGUCUCACAA